This is a messenger RNA of Rotaria sordida, 216 nucleotides long. NCBI's taxonomy places the organism in Eukaryota, Metazoa, Rotifera, Eurotatoria, Philodinida, Philodinidae. The record is from the annotation of a GenBank genome assembly.
AUGGAUCCCUACAUAUAUUCACUACGAUGCCCAUCAAAUAAAGAUGAUCAACGACGAUUAUCUAUUGUUAAAAAUGGAUAUAUGACAUCAGUUGGAUUAAAUAUUAAACGAGCUGAACAUAUAGAACAUGUGAAGAUUACAAAAUCAGAUGAAUUAAUUGAAUUGAAAACUCGUUUUCAUCGAGUUCGUAAAAUAACAACUUGUUUUUUUAAUUGA